Molecule: messenger RNA, 1335 nt
Organism: Henningerozyma blattae CBS 6284
Lineage: Eukaryota; Fungi; Ascomycota; Saccharomycetes; Saccharomycetales; Saccharomycetaceae
Gene: EXG1
Product: glucan 1,3-beta-glucosidase
Exons: 1
Coding region: 1-1335 (444 amino acids)
Biological process (GO): glucan catabolic process
Cellular component (GO): extracellular region; cell surface
Molecular function (GO): glucan exo-1,3-beta-glucosidase activity
Source: RefSeq, a predicted model, not a curated record
AUGGUUUCAUUUUCUUCCAUUGUCGUUUCCUUAUGUUCACUAGCUUCCAUGGCUAUGGCUCAGCCAGUGCCAGCCAAAGGUGCUAACAACGUUCAAUUGUUGACCGCCAAGAAUAACAAAAGAUAUUACGAAUAUGACUCAAAUACUCCAAUUAGAGGUGUCAACAUUGGUGGUUGGUUAGUUCUAGAACCUUACAUCACUCCUUCUUUAUUUGAAGCUUUUAGAACUAAUGAUUAUAAUGACGACGGUAUUCCAGUCGAUGAAUACCAUUUCUGUCAAACUUUGGGUCACACUGAAGCUCAAAACAGAUUAAUUGACCAUUGGUCUACAUUUUACACUGCACAAGAUUUCCAAGAUAUUGCCGAUAUGGGUUUCAACAUGGUUAGAAUUCCUGUUGGUUACUGGGCUUUCAAAACUUUGGAAAAUGAUCCUUAUGUUACUGGUUACCAAGAAUUCUACUUAGAUCAAGCUAUCAGUUGGGCCAAAAAAGCUGGUUUGAAAGUUUGGGUUGAUUUACAUGGUGCUGCUGGUUCUCAAAACGGUUUCGACAAUUCCGGUUUAAGAGAUUCUAUCAACUUUUUGGAAGAUUCUAAUUUGGAAUUGACUACCGAAGUUUUGCAAUACAUUUUAAAGAAAUAUUCUCAAUCUGUUUUCGAAGAUACUGUUAUUGGUAUCGAAUUGAUUAAUGAACCAUUAGGUCCUGCUAUUGAUUUGGAAAAAUUGAAGACUCAAUAUUACGAGCCAGCUUACAAAUAUUUAAGAGAAACUUUAGGUUCUAACCAAAACAUUAUUAUCCACGAUGCCUUCGAAGCUUACAAUUACUGGGAUUCCUUCUGGAAUGAACAAGAAAAUGGUAACUGGGGUAUCACUGUUGAUCAUCAUCAUUAUCAAGUCUUUUCUCCAGGUGAAUGUCAAAGAGGUAUUGAUGAAAGAAUCUCUGUUGCUUGUGCUUGGGGUACCGGUGUUUUAAGUGAACAGCAUUGGACUGUUGCCGGUGAAUUCUCUGCAGCUUUAACUGAUUGUGCUAAAUGGUUGAACGGUGUUGGUGUAGGUGCUCGUUUCGAUGGUUCUUAUGUUAAAGGCUCUGCUACUUCCUAUUACAUCGGUUCUUGUCAAAAUAAUGAUGACAUUGAUUCUUGGUCUGAAGAAAGAAAACAAAACACCAGAAGAUUUAUCGAAGCUGAAUUAGACGCCUUUGAAAUGAAAGGUGGUUGGAUCAUGUGGUGCUGGAAGACCGAAAGUGCCCCAGAAUGGGAUGUCAAAUUAUUAGCUGGUGCUGGUGUUUGGCCACAACCAUUGACUGAUAGACAAUAUCCUGGUCAAUGUUCCAACUAA